This is a messenger RNA of Medicago truncatula (barrel medic), 725 nucleotides long. RefSeq lists its product as uncharacterized. The record is from RefSeq and is a predicted model, not a curated record. The transcript is spliced from 2 exons. NCBI's taxonomy places the organism in Eukaryota, Viridiplantae, Streptophyta, Magnoliopsida, Fabales, Fabaceae. Bases 64 to 408 code for a protein of 114 amino acids.
CAUUGCAUUGGUGUGACACAACACAAUUGUAGAUUUUUUGCAUAAACUGUAAGGAACCCAAACAUGGCAACUAGUAACACUUGUUUGACCUUGACAAUCUUGGUUGUUUUUGGAACAUUAUUAUACAACACAAAUCAAGUUUCAGGUCAAUGUGGAGGAAGCCUUCCAGCACUUAUAUCAGAAUGUUCAAAGUUUGUUCAGAAAUCAGGACCAAAGAUUGCACCAUCACCAGGGUGUUGUGCAGCCAUUAGAAGCUUUGAUGUCCCAUGUGCUUGCAAACUCAUCACUAAAGAAGCUGAAAAGUUUGUGAGUGUUCCAAAGGCAAUAUCUGUUGCAAGGUCUUGUGGAGUGAAGCUUCCAGCAGGAAUGCAAUGUGGAUCUAUUAGAAUCCCACCGAAAGCCAUAUGAAGUGAUCAACGAAUUGAAAACGCAGCUUUUGUAUUGGCAAUAAAGCACUUUCCAUUUUAUGUAAAGACACAAAUAAAUAACUAAAUAAAUAAUUCUCCAUAUCACAUUGUUAUGUGUUCAUGGUAGAACUGUGUCUAAUGGAAUGUAUGGAAAUUGUUAGUGCAUGUAUGAUCUAAUAUCUUUUUUUUAUAUGUAAGUUGUAUAAUCGAAGAUCGAAUUUAAAAGUUUUAUAUCAUGCGUCAGUGUGUCACUCUCUCAAUUAAUUAUUUUAGCUCUCAUACACAAGAAUAAAAAUAGGCAUACGUUCAUCUCUGCAA